AUGUAUACCCUUCAAAAAGGCCAAACGCUUACUAACAGUAUUGAAUACAUUGCCGAUGACUGUUUGGCUUCCGUUUUCCGGUUACUUGACACCGUCGAUCGCAACAGUUGUUCGCUUGUGUGUCGGCGGUGGUUGAAGGUGGAUGGAUACAAUCGUCACUCUCUCUCCCUCACCGCCGAAUCACAUCUCUCUGACUUCAUCCCCUCUCUUUUCCUUCGCUUCAAUACCGUCACCGAAGUCAGUCUCAGAUAUUUCGGCUACGAAGACGAGACCAUCAGCGCCGAAACUCUCAUCCGUAUCUCCCAACUCUGCCCUAAUCUCACGAGCCUCCAAGUCCUGGCCUCCUGCUUUCUCACCGCCAAGACCUCAAUCUCCUCGCCAGGAAUUGCAGGCUUUGAAGGAAAGUUGCAGUUAAAGGUCCAAAUUUUGGGAGGCGGAGGAAGGAAUGAAGGCAUUUAUGAUCAUUUGCAAGGCCUCUGGAAAGACCUCUCCCUCGACGGUUUUCGUGGAACAGAAAACGCGUCGAGUGUUGCACUGCCAAAGCUGAAACUCAAAGCCAUUUCUCUCAAGGACACCGUUUUAUUCUAUCCUUUUCUCGGCGCCAAGAAUCUGCGGGUAUUGAAGCUCGUCCGGUGCCACGGGGACUUGAAUACUCUUUUUCAUGUGUUGACGAAUGAGGUUACUGGCAUAGUGGAACUCCACCUCGUGAUGCUCGAAAUCAGCGAUAUUGGUUUGGAAGCGAUUGCAAAAUGUUCGAAUUUAGAAGUUCUCCAUCUGACAAGGACACCUAAGUGCACUGACAAAGGACUGGUUGCAGUUGCAAAGGGUUGCAACAGGAGUUUAAGAAAACUUCGUGUUGGGUGGGACAUGGAGGAAAUAGGUAGCAGAGGUUUGAUGGGUGUCGCUGAGUAUUGCGUUAAUGUUGAGCAACUGGUCCUGAUUGGCGUGAAUCCGAGCAAAGAGUGUUUGGAAAUGUUGGUUUCGAAUUGCAAGGGUUUGAAGCAAUUGGCGGUGUGUGGAAGUGAAACGGUUGGUUGA
Molecule: messenger RNA, 1038 nt
Organism: Vigna umbellata (rice bean)
Lineage: Eukaryota; Viridiplantae; Streptophyta; Magnoliopsida; Fabales; Fabaceae
Source: RefSeq, a predicted model, not a curated record